CUAGCCAGCGUGUGGAUGUGACACGUAGCUCAGGCGAUUUUAAUUUUUAUCAAGAUAUACUAAGAACCGUACAGUUUUCGCAGAUGCUAAACGCUUCCGAAGAUUUAUAACUUAUUCAGAAAAAUAUAAAUAAGUAGUAGAUCCAUUUUUGGAAACAUUCUUAGAAGCAGCAUUUCUACGGGACUGAUAUUAGGAAUCAUUCAAACGACCUAGGCAACAAUAGAUUUAAGUUAAUACUGUAUUGAAGCUUCACUUUGAUAAAAGUACAUAAACUAUAUUAUAUAUUUGUGACACAUAAAUCAACGUACCUUAAAUAGCAAGUUACAAUUGACCUUCAUUACCAAGUGGACAUUAGAACUGGACUGACUUCUAAACCAACAGGUUACUUUUCGUACAACUGUGCUUGCAGUGCUUGACGUUGAUAAUACGUAUUACAGACCUUGUCAAGAGUUGACAGUAGUACGUGUUGUGGUCUUGACAGUACGUGAUACGGGCCUUGUCAAGUGCUGAUAGUUCGUGUUGACAGUACAUGUUACGGUUCUUACCACGUAUUGACAGUACAUUCUACGGCCUUUAACACGUGUUGAGUGCGUGCUACAUACGUAUUGACAAUACUGUUCCUCACAGGCAUUGUUGGAACCGUUGACUGUCGCGGCUGAAUUGUUUAAGGCAAGGAACUAAGAGACUACUAGUAAACUACAGUGAAGCUGACUCUGCUAAAACAACGUCAUGUGAGAGGCCAGAGGCACUGGUGCACGUUUAGGACUGCUAUGAUUACACAGCUUCGUGUCAGCAUGUUAUUAUCUGUUGCGUGACGUGAAGGGGAGUGCGAGGCAGUAUACAAAGCCAUCUUGAGCUACCUCCCCUAGACUUGAGUUCGUGCCCGUGUCCAGCAUGAAUGAGAAGAGUGAACCGAGCGAAUCUGCUGCCUCCGCCAGUGGCAGCAGUAUGAAGGUCAAUGUCAUGUAUAGGGGCAUAGUGUACCGGGUGCGAGGCAUCAAAGUCCUCUGCUCCGUCGUCACCGCCGUCAUCCUGCUUCUCGUCGCUAUUGUCGGACUGGGUGUCUGGAUGCUGGUCAGUGCCUACGCAGAAGAGAAGGCGGAGCCAUUCGACAAUAAUGUCAAUGCAACAGCGCAAGCCCAAGGGAGCAAAGAUACAGAGAAUCCUCUAUCAACACCCUCUACUAUAGACUUCAACGCCCCGAGUGUUAUACUUGAAGAUCUUCCUAUCGCGGAACAGAUACCUAUAUCGCACUCUGAUGAUGAUCAUGUUAACGAGGCUGUGGGUCAUUUCCAGGCCGUGACGCCAAGCAGGGAUCUUACAGCUCCGUCUCACAAUCCUAGUCCAGACCCAACCUUUGGACUCUUCGAUGGACUGCUGGAACUAAGAGAUAAAGACUCAGAGGGAACCACACCUGUCGCAGAUACCCCACCUGAUUUCUGGCGGCCCAUAGACAUCACUCAUGAGAGUGACAGUAUUGUUGAGCACUCUGAGAGCGAACCUGUGGUGGUCCCUUUUCCCUCAGAUCGUUAUAGCGAGUACAGAGAGGGGGCAUCUGAGUUCGCACACAACAGCAACAGAAGAGUGGAUGACUUCCCAGAAGACAAUAUUCCUAAAUAUCCACUGCAGGGAGGUCUUCCCGAUAACAUUCCUCGGGACAUUGAUCCGGCACUGCUCGACAUGGGGCUACCAUUUCCAUACCCACCAUCCCUCUCUACGACAUUGGCACUCCCAUCCUCUACCACCCCCAUGUCCAGGAGACCCAGCAACCUCCAUCAUUAUGUAGACUUGCAACAUUCACCGACAGAAACCCUUCGUCGACAGCAUUCCUUACCACCCCUCAACUCGCGCCCACCGUAUACAUACCACGCAGUCUACGACCCACCACAACCCGACGAUUACAGCGAUCAACCUGCCCACGAUCCCCCAGAACGCUACGAUUACAGUGAACAAACGACUGAUGACCAUGACCAACCAUAUCAACAGAGUCACGAAGUACCACAGCAAACCUACGAGCACUACUACGAACCAUCAUUACAAGGCAGUCGUCUAUCAUACCAACCGUUAACUCUCCGCGAAGCACCAACUGAGAUAUCGGAGGCUUUUCCCGGUAUGUCAGAUAAUGACAACUCUCAAAAAUACAAUGCAAAACGAGGUGAGCAAAUAUCGCAGGGAUUCACGAUGCCACCAGGUAUCAAGAUUCCUGAAGGUAUUAUGGUGCCAACAGGUGUUACAAUACCAGCAGGUUUUAAGAUACCAACAGGGAUGACGUUACCGGAAGGAGUCACCGUCCCCGAAAACCUGGAGAACCUGCGAAAUUCUGAAGGAGAAAAAUUAGAUCGUGUAAGGCUAGGCUCAGCGGGUUAUUUCGAAGAUAUGAUGUAUUAUUACAACAAACAUGAAAGAAAAGCGACAAAUAUAUCUGAACAUUCAUCUACUCCCGAAGAGUCGCAGUACAGCCAAAGAAAGGGCCUGACACAGGAGGACCCUGGAUACUCUGGCCCACCCGUGGUUGGUUAUAGUGACAGAGUUCAUGCCACGGAACGCAGCACAUCAGACCCAGUAUUUCAGUAUUUCUGGGAUGCAUAUCAUCAUAACGGUAAACCACCAGCCGAGCAUGACGACAGAGGACCUGUUCCUGAAGAAGCUUCGACACAAAGUUGGAGAUCGCCUCCACCAAGAAGGCAACGACCUCGUAUUAGUGCCUUUCAGCCUAACAGUGGUGGUGCUCGACCCAAAAUUCGAGGUCUUUUACCCAAUGGGCAAGGCAACCGCCCCUUGCCUUCACGUCUAGACGCUGAACGGCCCCCAGUGCAAAUUCCAAAUCGAAGUCUUUGGGUUGAUCAAAAUAAUCGACCUCCACCACAGACAACUGCAAGGCCUGAUCACAAAGCUUCCACGAAUCACAGACCUUUGUUGGGCCCUCUGUAUGACAUAUAUGAAUAUUCUCAGAGGUUAGCAUCUACGUUAUUAAGCUUCCCAGCAAAAAUUGACAGCCGGUUCAAUGAAUCUAGAAAAGAAUACAUGCAAAAUGAGGUGGAAUUACUGGAAGAUUACAAUAAAGUGUUCAAAGAAGCAGACACAACAAGCGCCGAUGUGUUGCCCGAUAUGUUUGACAAUAGACCUGGCAGGAAUGAGCGCCUCAUGCUUCUUGACUCUGAGAAACUUCGAGCUCUGAACCCUUUUGAGCUAUCGCUCAUUACCUGGACAUUUUUGGAUUUCUGGGAGUUCCUUAUUGAGAAAGUCGGUACCCUAUCCAAAGAAGACCUCCAAUUGCUAGAGCUACGACUGGAGCGUUUAAGACAAAACAAGGACCGUGUGCUGACACAAAACUUCAUGAAAGCAACAGUCAAUGAAGUGUCUCAGGCUUCAGACAGAAGCUUUCCAGAACUCUCUCACGCAAUUACAAUGGUAGAGGAUCUUCUCGAGAGUCUUCCAGAGGUGGAGAAGGUCGAGGACACAGAUACUUCUUCCUCCCAUGACGUGGUAGAGGGACGCAUGUGGGAUCCACUCGGAAUGUUCAGUUCUGAGCAGCGUGUGAAGUUUAUGGAAUUCGCGAUCAAGGUGUUGUUUAAGUUCGGUCGCGUUUAUCUGAAGAAGCGGUACGCGUUGGACUGCAUGAUGCUGCUUUUCUGCAAAGACCUUAAUGCCAACACCAAGAAACGUGGAAUGGAUGGCAUGGCAGCCAAAAUAAAGAGCGUGGGUCUGAAGGUGCUGAUUGAACGUGAGAACCGUCAGAUGGAUACCAUCGGUGAGAUAUGGCGCUCCCUCACCGCCUGGGAGACCCUCCAGUGUGACGUCAUGUUCCCUAAAUGUGAUGGACCCAAGGCUCUGGAGAUCGUCAACGACGUAGCCCUGGGCUCCCGCAAGUAGAGAAGACAGCACUCUGCAGAAGUCUUAUUCCAGGGGCCUCCCUCAUCUCUAGAACCUCUGUAUUAGGCGCUGCUGUCCUAGCCACCGUUAUGAAAUGAAUGAGAGAACCCUCUGUAGGAAGUCUCUUGCCCUGCAAGAUUGGGCAACAAGACUCAUCCUUGUGUUACUUUGCUCUACCGGGAGAGGACUUCAUAGAACUUUACCUAGGGAGUUUUUUAACUGCAGGAUCUCUUCCCGAAUACCUUUAGCCAAUCCCUUGACUAACAUAUCAGUAAUAUAUAAAACUGGCGUGAUAUACCUUCUUGGUCGAUGUGUAACCAACUCUUAUUAUGUAUAUUUGUGUUAUCUCUUCGCAAGAACGUACCUGACACACGUUAUUAACUGUCGGUAAAGUCAGUGUCCCCUCAGUGUAUUCAGUGUCAGGGAUACUGAAUAGUCACCCUAAAUAUACUCACAUGAAGUUUCGCUAAGACAUAAAUAAUAAGCUUCAGGUGCUUCCCCUCUCAGUCUAAGUUCGGGUUAAUCAAAACAGAGGCAGAGAGGUGCGUGACAGCACAGUGUUUGUCCUGGGAAUACUUUUAACAAUCUGCACAUUUGUAAAUAUAUAUUUGUUGGGGAUCUGUUUAGAUAAUGAACCGCCUUCACAAGAAUGAGCACAUAAUGAUUGUGGUGUAAUGUUCUUGCUGGGGUUGUGCGUGUUCACCUCCGAGAGCAGACCCCCCCCCCCCAGAACUGUACAAACGGUCGCUACCAAGCCUUGUCGACCUGGGUGUGUGUGUAAGCCUAUGUGUUGACAAGUUAUCAUGUUAUUUAUAGUGUUAUCCUUUCCAGGAGUUUAUUUAUUGAUUUCUUGCGACUAUUUAUUUGUUGUUAGUUGUAAAUUGUUAUGGCCUUGUUAUCCUAACAAUAAAACAUUUUAUAUAA
This is a messenger RNA of Cherax quadricarinatus, 4797 nucleotides long. RefSeq lists its product as uncharacterized. The record is from RefSeq and is a predicted model, not a curated record. Lineage: Eukaryota; Metazoa; Arthropoda; Malacostraca; Decapoda; Parastacidae.